AUGAACCUAUUAUUUUUGACGAACGUUUUGCUUAGCUGCCUGAUUCUGGUUGCUGCGCAAGAUGGACAACAACCGAUCGUAACUAUUCCCGAAUUGGGAACCGUUCGCGGCUCAACAUCCUACAGUGCUUGGACCAACCGAACGAUUUACGAAUUUCAAGCGAUUCCGUUUGCCAAAUCGCCCACUGGUGAUUUGAGAUUUCAACCACCAGUCAAAGCGACCAGCUGGGAGGGAACACUGGAUGCAUCUAAGCCGGGUGUCAUGUGCCCUCAGAUUUGGGAAGGAAAUGUCAUCGCAGUUGACGAAGAUUGUCUCACCCUAUCAGUGUUUUCUAAUAGUCUAACCGCAUCCCGACCGGUUAUGGUGUUUAUUCACGGAGGCGUAUUCUACGUUGGAAGUGCAAUGACUUACCGUCCUGACUAUUUAUUAGAAGCAGAUGUAGUGCUGGUAGUGAUUCAAUACCGACUGGGUCCACUGGGAUUUUUGUCCACUCUAAGUGAUAAAAUUCCUGGCAACGCUGGAAUUCUAGAUAUGAUCGCAGCAUUGGAGUGGGUUCAGAAAAAUAUUGAAGCGUUUGGUGGAAACAGUAGCGCUGUGACAAUAUUCGGCGAAUCGGCUGGAGGUGCAGCAGUUUCCGCUUUGGUGCAUACUCCACUCACCCGAGAAAGAUCCGUGCCGUUGUUCCGUCGGGCAAUCAUACAAUCGGGUUCAGUGUUUUCACCAUGGGCAAUAUGCGACACUCCGGUCGAAUCAGCCCACGAUAUUGCUGGACGUUUAGGAUGUGUCAACGACUUGGAACAGUGUCUGUUACAAGCACCAAUCGACGGCCUUCUACGAGCAUUCGAAUCACACCGCACGGACAUGGUUAUUAAUCAAGGACUACCCAACGUUGCCGGAGCAACAAUGGUUGUAGGUGGUCCCUCGGGGCUUUUUCCCGAGCAUCCAAAGCACUACACCUCUCAAGUUUACCCCGAAAUAACCGUGAUGGGAGGAGUCACCUCCCAGGAUGGUUUGAUUUCGCUGAACGAAAUCGGUGAACUUCACCCGGAGUCACUGAAGUCGCUAAAUAGUUCUCACGAUUUGCUUUCAUUCAUACGAUUGAUACAUGAAACGUUUGGUCAAACGAAACUUGAUGGAGCCCUCGAAGGUUACGCGAUCGCGGAGCAUUUUCUAACGAGCGAAAUAGAUCAAGUUCAGUGGAAGGAUGUUGUUCUAGGUUUAACCGAUAUCUGUGGUAAUCACGCUUUCAAAGGGCCAGUUCUAGCGGACCUUCAGGCAUUGUCGUCCGUCAAUUCGGAUAGAGUUUAUCUGUAUAGUUUUGAUUAUGCAGUAGACAAUUCAACAAAUUUAGCGCUGACAAUAGAGUUUCCCUACGAAGGGUCAGUCCACCAUGCAGCCGAUGUGCAUUACCUAUUUCCUUGGUCGACCUUGAACGAGCGUGGUGUAAGGAUUGCCAAAACCAUGGUCCAACUGUGGACCUCGUUCGCCAGAACGGGAGUUCCCAUGGCUGAAGAGGUUUCCACCUGGUCCACAUUUAAGAAUCUUUAUGGUCCUUAUUUGUCAAUCAACGAAGUCAUGGAGGAAAAGAAAAACUUCUACAACGAAUUUUCGGCAACUACUCUAAGAUUCCGGACCAGUUCAGCUAGUAGCAACGGCUCGAAAUUGUUGGUAGUCAUUGUCAGUGUUUUGAUGUUUAUUUUCCGUACAGUGAAUUAA
Sabethes cyaneus is the source of this 1716-nucleotide messenger RNA. RefSeq names its product glutactin-like. NCBI's taxonomy places the organism in Eukaryota, Metazoa, Arthropoda, Insecta, Diptera, Culicidae. The record is from RefSeq and is a predicted model, not a curated record. The transcript is spliced from 5 exons. Bases 1 to 1716 code for a protein of 571 amino acids.